AUGGCCCCGUAUCAAAGUCCUGGUAAGUCAGUCAGGCGUCACUUGAUUCCAAAUGAAGAUGAACCUGCGAAACCAGACGAGGGGUUUUUUGGUUCACUUGGGAGGCUUAUCCUCAACACUAGCUCAACAGUAGGUGAAAUAUUUGGGGGAAUAAUUUCAGGAUUUAGAAGGAAACCCUUACACUAUCAGCUCCAGCAGCACUGCCAGCAACCACUCAAACACUCUGACAGGUGGCCCGUUCAAGAUAGCUUUGUGAUUCCUGAUGAAGAUGAGCUACCGCCAAUCGAAACCAGAAGUCCGAUACCCCAGAAAACCCAUCCAUUUAUGACCAAUGACAAGGAGCACAAUCACCAUUUGAAGCAAAACCGGGGUUACUAUGGCAGUUGGGAAGGGGGUUAUAACCAACAGCAACAGCAGCAGAUGCAGAUGCAGCACCCUCAGCAGAUGCAUCUCCAGCGUUACAAGAAUCAGCAGCAGCAGCAGCAUCAUAGGAAUUAUAUAUCCAACCCAAAGACAUACUAUGAGAAGAGCUGCGAGACAAAUGAGAUUGUGUUUGGGGCUGUUCAAGAGCAGAAUGGUUGGCAAGAAGCUGUGGUGAUUAAGGCUGUUGACUAUGGUGACUCCAGGUAUAAUCAACAUAAUAUUCGACCUCGAUUCAACUAUGUUGAUUAUCCUGAUGGCCAUUAA
Molecule: messenger RNA, 687 nt
Organism: Dovyalis caffra
Lineage: Eukaryota; Viridiplantae; Streptophyta; Magnoliopsida; Malpighiales; Salicaceae
Source: the annotation of a GenBank genome assembly